Bradysia coprophila is the source of this 1076-nucleotide messenger RNA. Its product is annotated as omega-amidase NIT2-like. NCBI's taxonomy places the organism in Eukaryota, Metazoa, Arthropoda, Insecta, Diptera, Sciaridae. The record is from RefSeq and is a predicted model, not a curated record. Gene Ontology annotation, biological process: oxaloacetate metabolic process; L-glutamine metabolic process. Gene Ontology annotation, molecular function: omega-amidase activity. Gene Ontology annotation, cellular component: mitochondrion.
GUAAUCAAAUUAAUGUCUCCUCUGAUUACACACCAAUUCGGGAUAUCGUUUCGUAUAAAAAGGCUGGGCUUGGGAAUGGAUUUUCGUAGUCUGGUACAGUGGUGGUGUAAAUACAGUUUGUUCGAUUCUCGUUUUCUUAAAAGUGUUUUGAAAUACUAAACAUAAUCAACAUGCAACGUACAAUGAAAAAAAUGGGAAUUUGCCUUGUGCAAAUGCAUAUUACGAAGAACAAGGAUGUUAACAUUACAAACGCAGUCACCCUCAUCCGACGUGCAGUUAAGAAAUACGAUCCAAGAAUAGUUGUACUACCCGAAUACUUCAACUACUUCUUUGAUAAAAUGACUGUGGAUGAUAAUGCUGAGUAUAUUCCAACUGGAGAGACCUAUACUGCUUUGAUGAAUGUUGCCCGUGAAAUGAGAAUCUACUUGGUUGGCGGUUCGAUUAUCGAACGCGAUGACAAGAACAAGAACCUUUUGUACAACACCUGCAUGGUGUUCAGUCCAACCGGUGACAUGAUUGCCAAACAUCGUAAAAUCCACUUAACCGACAUGGAAAUGGAUUACGAUUUCAAACUUAGAGAAACCGAUGUUCUUAAACGUGGCCAUUCAUUGACUAUGUUUGACGUGGAUGGCAUGAAAGUCGGCUUGGGAAUCGGGUACGAUAUGUGCUUCACUGAACUAGCAACAUUGUAUCGCAAAAAUGGCUGCGACAUGCUCAUUUAUCCAGUUGUUUAUCCAGCUCGUUUGGGACUUAUGCAAUGGGAUCAUCUUAACCGUGCCAGAGCCAUUGACAAUCAAAUGUUCGUUGUUGGAGUUUCACCAGCUAGAGACACGACGAAAGAAUUCACUUGCUUCGGUCACUCGAUGGUCGUAGAUGGACAUGGUCGUAUCUUAGUUCGUGGUAGUGAUACUGAAGACAUUCUAUACGCUGAAUGCGAUUUAUUGGACAUGGACAAGUAUCGUGAUCAAAUCAAACUUUUCGGACAUAAACGCACCGAUAUCUAUGACACACUCGUCAAAUAUUGAUUGGAUCUGAACUAAAAAAGUUAAUUUGAAUAAACUGCCGUAAAAACUUCU